AUGGGUUGUUCAGCAAGCGUAACACCUGCUUCGACAAUUCCAUCAUGUACAAAAGUAGACGUAGCAACAAAUACUGUUUCUGACGAAGCUCUUCGAAGUUUACUACCGGCCAUCAAUGCAGCUAAAUAUUUUAAUGAAACAUCUACGCAGACCGAUUCUUUACAGGAUGACUUAGAAAUGAACCAAACGUCAUGUUCUGAAGGUCUGAACAAUGGCAGGUUGAACAUAGUUUCAGAUAAUCAAAAUGGUCUUGAACAAAGGACCAACUCCAGUGAAAUAGCUAUCAGAACAUACAAUGCGACAAACCCACGUUUUCAUCAAAAUCCACUAGAUCGAGAAGAAUUAGAUUGGAUCCUCUUUGAUCUGGAUGCUAAUCAGUUUUGCGUAAAUAAUCAAAGUUUAUUAAUGUCUGCUUCUCAAGUCACACCCGCUGUGGUAGUAGAUGCUAUUGAAAAGUCAGAUGACUUCAGAAAUGUAACACCCGAGGUUUGGAAAUUGCUCAAUAAGGCCAAAGGAACCGGCGAUGCCACUUAUCUCGUACAAGCUUACACCGUUGAAAGUCAUUUCUACAAAAUACUGAAUCGAAAAUUAGCACGGCAAAGUUUAAGCAAUCCGAUGAGUAUGGAUAUCGUGGCACAAAUGCAAGCAACGUUGUCAGCCGCGUUUGGACAAAUGAAUCAAUUUGUGUCAGCUAUUCAAGCGUUUCAAGCAGAUGGACGAAUAGGAUUACCAAAUAACAACGAGACUGAUUGGGCUAGAUUGUUCUUACAAGCAAUGUAUCGGUUGAUUAUGAUACCUAACUCUACUCUUCGUUAUCAAGGUCUGACAUACCGUGGCAUGCGACUGACACAAAAAGAAUUAGAGUGCUAUAACGAAGAUAGAAUAUUCGUUUGCAAUAAAGCAAUUACUUCGACGUCGAAACUAAGAUCUGUUGCAGAAGGUUUCUUUGGCUCUGCUCCGAGACCAGAACACAUGGUCGACGUCCUAUUCAUUUACAACAUCGAUUCUUACAGUGCAUUAUUUGCAAUUGACGUACAUACUAUUUCUUCAAUACCGCCUGAAGAGGAAGUGUUGAUUAUGCCAGGUAUUCUUUUGACGAUUGGUGAAACAAAAGUUAUAUCUCCACAUUCAAGAGAAAUCGAACUGCGUUCCGCUUACAAAGAUCUUGCUGAAGGAAUGAUGGCAAACUCUCUUACUGGAUUGCUAUCUAAUUUCGAGUCGGAAUCUUCUUCUGAGUCUGAAUAUAAACUUCAAUGA
Molecule: messenger RNA, 1257 nt
Organism: Adineta steineri
Lineage: Eukaryota; Metazoa; Rotifera; Eurotatoria; Adinetida; Adinetidae
Source: the annotation of a GenBank genome assembly